AUGAAGAAUUACUUCGCCGACUCUUGUGCGAGAGCUUUCUCUCCGUUGCCGUAUGGAAGGGGCCCCUGGAGCGCCUCUGGAUCGGAACGCCCCGUUGAUCUCCCGGCUACCGCUGCGAAUUCCGCCGCUGCAGGGGAAGUGGAGCAGCAGUUGGCGGUACUGAAAGCUAUUCAGUGCCUUGUGCAACAGGAGAGGGAGCUGUAUCAGGAAGGCAUCCGGCGAAGCAGCCGACGGGAAUACUGCGGCGCCUGCGAGAAGAAAGUGGUGAAAGCUGAAGGCGAGCUGCGCUGCCCAAGUUGCAGCGUCUGGCCAGCUGGGGCUUCCGAUGCAUGCAGUGGCGUGCCAGCGUCUGCAUGCGUCGGAGCGUUUACCCUCCUGCCGGACGCCUACAACCCCAACAGAGGAGAAGAGGACGAAGAACAGGGAAGCCCCUCUGUGUGCAGGGGGGGCAGUGGAGAUCUGAGUUCGGGUGUAUGUACGCCGAGGAGCGGCGGCGUGCUUACUCAGGAAUUCCUGCUGCAUGCGUUCGGAGCAGGUAUUGAAACUUCUCGAGAAGAAGAGGUCGACGAGAGGCCUGCCGUGUGGUGUCAUCAGAAGAACUGCAGGAACGACUCUGACCUCAAAGGCCUUCUCAUAUGCUCCAAGUGCAGGCGAUGUUUCCAUGCAAGCUGCUGCGAGCCGCCGCUGAACUUUGACAUGGUUACCCGAUUUCCGUGGCAGUGUGCGGAUUGCAAGAUAUGCCUGUCCAAUAAGAAUGAAGAGACGAUGUUGAUUUGCGAUGCUUGUGAUCGGGCAUUCCACAUGGAGUGUCUCUCUCCGCCAGUGCUUCAGGAUAUAUCCUGUUUUUACUCGAAUCGUAGCCGCAUCUGCCCAGAAUGCAAAGAACGAUAUCUGCGCGUAAAGAGGGGGAGGGCUGUCCUCCAUGUGAAGUGCAGUGGCACUAUCACGCUCAGGGCUCUCGAGUGUAUGUACAUACGUGCAGGUGUUCAUAAGGGCUGCACUGUACCCGGCGCUGGCCCUAACGAAUUUAUUUGCCACAUUUGUAAGGCCCUUCGUGAGGAGUUUACCGUAGGGACUGAAAUCGCCCCUGCCUCCCCGUAA
Molecule: messenger RNA, 1101 nt
Organism: Cyclospora cayetanensis
Lineage: Eukaryota; Apicomplexa; Conoidasida; Eucoccidiorida; Eimeriidae
Exons: 6
Coding region: 1-1101 (366 amino acids)
Source: RefSeq, a predicted model, not a curated record